AUGGAAGCAUUUAUUCAUUCUCUGGAUGUCAGAAUGUGGGAAGUUGUAUCUAACAAGUAUGAUAUACCAUCUAUUGUACCUACUGAUGCAGAUGAAAGGACAAAAUAUGAACUGGAUAAGAGAGCUCGCUUUGCAAUUCUUUGUGGGUUAUCAAAAGAAGUAUUUGUUAAAGUAAUGUACUUCAAAUCAGCCAAUGAGGUAUGGACAAAUCUUGAAUCCAUUUAUCAAGUGGCAAGUUAUUUUCUUCGUAUUGAUGAAGUUGUAAAUGCCCGAAAGGGUCUUGGUGAAGAAAUUGAUGAACAUGAUGUGGUUGCAAAAGUAAUUAGAACAUUAUUACCAAAAUUUGAAACUAAAAUAUCUGCUCUUGAAGAGAAGAAAAUUUUCUCUAAAAUGACUGUGCAUCAGCUUCAAAGUACUCUUACUGCUUAUGAAAUGAGAAUUGGUAAUACCCCUUCUACCUCUAAGGAAACAACUUUUAAAAUUGAGAAACAGGAAGAGAGUGAGUCUGAAUUAUCUGAUGUUUUUGAAACUUUACUGGUUAGGAAACUUAGGAAGAAGUUUCAAGGAAAGUUUAAAUGUUUUGGCUGUGGUAAAACCGGUCACUUUGCAGCAAAAUGUCCGUAUUUAGAUCUAAGUAAAGAUGAAGAUAAAUCUGAAAAAUCGUUUAAAAAACCUUGGAAUCCUAAUAAAAGGUUGAACAAUUUUAAAAAGAAGAGUCUUGUGUCAAAAGAAGAGACUGAAGACGAAUCUGAUGAGUCAAAUGUUGAUGGUUGUGAAACACUAUUCAUGACGAAAGUUGAAUUUGAAAAACCAGUUGCAAUAAAAUCUGAAUCAGAUUCUGAAGUUGAAAUAGAAGAUGUAAAUCUUGAAGAAGAACUUCUUUGUGCUCUUCAAGAAGUAAAAAGAUUUAAGAAACUUGUAAUUUCUUAUGAAGAUUCCAAUCAGAUCUUACAACUUGAUAUAGUAAAUGCAAACAAGGUUAUUGAAACUCAGAGAAGUCUUAUUGAAAGAAAAGAACAAGAAAUUAGUACUCUACAAAAACAAGUAUACACUCUUGAAAAACAACAACAUUCUACUGAAAAAGGAGAAACUUCACAUCAUAAUUCUGUAAUAGCAAACAAAAAUUAG
Cryptomeria japonica (Japanese cedar) is the source of this 1128-nucleotide messenger RNA. RefSeq lists its product as uncharacterized. Gene Ontology annotation, molecular function: nucleic acid binding; zinc ion binding. Lineage: Eukaryota; Viridiplantae; Streptophyta; Pinopsida; Cupressales; Cupressaceae. Bases 1 to 1128 code for a protein of 375 amino acids. The record is from RefSeq and is a predicted model, not a curated record. The transcript has 2 exons.